Molecule: messenger RNA, 3297 nt
Organism: Papaver somniferum (opium poppy)
Lineage: Eukaryota; Viridiplantae; Streptophyta; Magnoliopsida; Ranunculales; Papaveraceae
Exons: 1
Coding region: 1-3297 (1098 amino acids)
Molecular function (GO): nucleic acid binding; zinc ion binding
Source: RefSeq, a predicted model, not a curated record
AUGCCAAGGUUACCAGUUGGUCGAGGUCGUGGUCGAGGUCGUGUUGGCCAAGAAGUUGAUCCAAUUGAUUAUAAUACGAUGAAGGAAGAAUUAUUGAAUGAAAUCCGAGUGAUGAUGGGUCAGAAUAACAUUCAUCAUGAAGAAGGAGACGAGGAAGAAGGGGAUAAUACCAACGAAGAAGGGGAUUAUACCAACCCUUUUGGUAGAGGACGCCGUGAAGGUAGGAUAAUCCAACGUGACGAUUCUGAGCGCUGGAAGGCCGGAAUAAAAGUGGAGGUUCCAGAAUUCUAUGGAGGUUUAGAACCGGAGGAGUUUCUUUCGUGGUUGAACACAGCUGAGGAAGUAUUGGAAUUUAAGGAUGUACCAGAUAACAAACGAGUUCAGCUGGUAGCAACUAUAUUUCGGGGAAGAGCUAAUUCGUGGUGGCAACAACACAAACUACAACGCUCUCGUAAAGGGAAGCAGAAGUUAGUCUCGUGGGAGAAGAUGAAGAAACAUAUGAGAGCAGAAUUUUUACCACACAACUAUAUCAGCUUGAUGUACCAGCAACUACAAAACCUACGCAAGGGAACACGUUCUAUAGACGAGUACACGAAGGAAUUUUAUCGAUUACUUUCUCUUAACGAUUUAUCGGAGUCAGAUGAGCAAAGAGUCGCACGUUAUGUAGGUGGUCUUCCUCAGCAAUAUCAAGAUACACUUAACAUGUUUGACUGUUGUUCUAUAUCGGAUGCACAUCAUAGAGCAAGGCAGGUAGAGAAACAAGUGGGGCGCAGAAGUUCAAAUUGGGGUAACAAUGUAGCAUCUUCCCCAACAAGUAAUCGUAGUACGUCAACAACUAGUACUGUUAACAAACCUAAUUCGGUUUCGACCCCAAGUAAAACUCCAAUCAGCUAUUUUGGAGGCAAGUGUAAUAAGUGCGGUGAAACUGGGCACAAAGGCACUGACUGUCGCAAAGUAGAACGUGUGAACAAGGUUCUUUUCAAUGAAGACAAUCGUGAAGAAGAUGAUUGGGUACCUGAAUAUGAUGAGUAUCCAGAGGAUGACUCUGAACCUAGUGAUGAAGUAGUUACAGGAGAUACAGGAGUGAACUUUGUAGCAAGAAGAAGUUUUCUCACUCCACGUACAGAUGAGGACGACAACUGGUUACGUAAUAAUAUAUUCCAGUCGACAUGUACGAUCGAGGGAAAAGUUUGUCGUUUAGUUAUUGAUCUUGGAAGUUGCGAGAAUAUUAUUGACGAAGAGGUCGUGAAACGGUUUAGGCUGGAAACCAAGGCACAUCCGCAUCCAUAUAAACUUUCUUGGCUUAAGAAAAGGAAUGAGGUGAAAGUAAACAAACGUUGCUUGGUUUCUUUUUCGAUUGGUAACAAAUAUAAAGAUAAAAUAUGGUGUGACAUUACUAGUAUGGAUGCUUGUCACUUGUUGUUGGGUCGACCAUGGGAGUUUGACAGGAAAACUAGUCAUGACGGGCAUAAAAAUACCUACAGCUUUUUAUGGAACGACGUACGUAUAGUACUUGUACCCAGCAAAGAAAUUGCACCUAAACCAUCUACCGGACAAACUACCAAUCUCUUGUCGUUUAAGCAGUUUGAAGUUGAGGCAGAAGAUGCAGGAGAACUGUAUGUGUUGAUUAGCAAAGACCAACAACCGGAUGAAAGUAAUAUCCCUAUUGCAGCUCAACCUUUAAUUAAGGAAUUUAUUGAUGUUUUCCCUAACGAGUUGCCAGACGAGCUACCACCUCUCCGGGAUAUACAACACCAUAUUGAUCUCAUCCCUGGAUCAAGCUUGCCAAACAAAGCGCAUUAUAGAAUGAGUCCUAAGGAGCAUGAAGAACUUCGUCGUCAAGUGGAAGAGUUGUUACAGAAAGGUUUGAUCCGACAGAGCCUAAGUCCUUGUGCUGUACCGGCCUUGUUGAUUCCAAAGAAAGAUGGAACGUGGAGAAUGUGUGUUGACAGUCGAGCCAUCAACAAAAUCACAGUAAAAUACCGUUUUCCAAUUCCUAGAUUGGAUGACCUGCUAGAUCAGUUGUGUGGAGCGAAGGUGUUUAGCAAACUCGACUUGAAGAGUGGGUACCAUCAGAUCAGAAUUCGAGAAGGUGAUGAGUGGAAAACAGCUUUUAAGACUCGAGAAGGGUUAUAUGAGUGGAUGGUUAUGCCGUUUGGAUUGUCCAAUGCGCCUAGUACAUUCAUGCGUAUAAUGAAUCAAGUUCUCAGGCCCUUUAUCGGUACUUUUGUGGUCGUUUAUUUCGACGAUAUUCUUAUUUAUAGUGUUGAUAUGAACAUGCAUUUUCAACAUCUUCGAGAAGUGCUUUCAACUCUACGUCGGGAAAAAUUAUUUGCAGCCAUCAAGAAGUGUUCAUUCAUGACUGACCAAAUUCUAUUUCUCGGCUAUGUCGUAACCAAGGAUGGAAUAAAGGUAGAUGAUUCCAAGGUUGAAGCUGUAAGAAAUUGGACCACACCCACUACACUGCACGAGGUAAGGAGUUUUCAUGGUUUCGCUUCUUUUUACCGGCGUUUUAUUCAUCACUUCAGCACCAUUAUGGCACCCAUUACUGAAUGCAUGAAAGUAGGAAAGUUCUCAUGGUCUGAGGAAGCUGACAAAGCCUUUGAAGCAGUCAAGACAAAACUAAUAACCGCACCACUAUUGGUGUUACCUGAUUUCAGCAAGCCAUUUGAAUUACACUGUGAUGCAUCGAAGGUGGGAAUUGGAGCUGUUUUGAGUCAGGAAGGACGACCUGUAGCAUAUUUUAGUGAGAAGUUGAAUGGUGCUAAGACCAACUACAGUACUUAUGAUGUGGAGUUUUAUGCCAUAGUUCAAGCCUUGAAGCAUUGGCGACACUAUCUAAUUCAUAACGAAUUCAUUAUGUUUUCUGACCAUGAUUCUUUAAGGCAUAUCAAUAGGCAAGAGAAGCUUUCAUCUAGACAUGGUAAGUGGGCUUCUUAUUUGCAAGAGUUCACUUUUGUACUGAAGCACAAAGCUGGGUCGCAGAAUCAAGUUGCUGAUGCUUUAAGCCGUCGAAGUAUGUUACUCAACACCAUGCGAACUGAGGUAAUAGAUUUUGAUUCGUAUUCUGAACAUAUUCUAACCGAUCCACACUUUGUGGAGAUUGUGGAUAAUAUCAGUCUAGGAAAACGAAGUGAUUACCUUAUGCAUGAAGGAUUUCUCUUUAAAGGUAACCAAUUGUGUAUUCCCGAUUCUAGUCUUCGAUUGAAGAUUAUUAAGGAGUUACAUGACGAGGGGCACAUGGGUAGAGAUAAACUUUCCAGCUUGUUUCAAAAUCAUAUUACUGGCCAACAAUGA